Eublepharis macularius is the source of this 3270-nucleotide messenger RNA. RefSeq names its product midline 1 (gene MID1). The record is from RefSeq and is a predicted model, not a curated record. The coding region runs from base 195 to 2198 and encodes 667 amino acids. The transcript is spliced from 10 exons. Gene Ontology annotation, molecular function: protein binding; zinc ion binding. Lineage: Eukaryota; Metazoa; Chordata; Lepidosauria; Squamata; Eublepharidae.
GGCAAAAAGAGGGAAACGCGAGCACUUAGGCAAAGGGAAACUUGCCGGCUGCUUGGGAACUGUGGAUGGGAUUCCGCUUUCGCCGGACGUUCUCUUGUUUCUCGCUGGAUGGAUAAUGGAAUUCUAAACAUGAGGCAGAUAGCUGAUCAGCUUCCCUGGAUUUCGCUAACGACACAGGAAAGCUUCGCCUGAAGAUGGAAACACUGGAGUCGGAACUGACCUGCCCUAUCUGUCUGGAGCUGUUUGAGGAUCCGCUGCUGCUGCCUUGUGCUCACAGCCUCUGUUUCAACUGUGCACAUCGCAUCUUGGUCUCCCACUGUGCCACCAACGAAUCAGUGGAGUCUAUCACCGCCUUCCAGUGCCCUACUUGUCGUUAUGUCAUCACCCUCAACCAACGAGGUCUAGACGGACUCAAGCGCAACGUCACGCUGCAGAAUAUUAUCGACAGGUUUCAGAAAGCUUCAGUGAGUGGGCCCAAUUCUCCUAGCGAAACUCGCCGAGAGCGGGCUUUUGAUAGCAAUAGCAUGUCCUCCAGUGAGAAAGUUCUCUGCCAGUUCUGUGACCAGGAUCCUGCUCAGGAAGCAGUGAAGACCUGUGUAACUUGUGAGGUAUCCUACUGUGAGGAAUGCCUAAAAGCAACUCAUCCAAACAAGAAGCCAUUUACUGGACAUCGUUUAAUCGAGCCUAUUCCAGACUCACAUAUUAGAGGAUUAAUGUGUCUGGAACACGAGGAUGAGAAAGUUAACAUGUAUUGUGUGACUGAUGACCAGUUAAUCUGUGCCUUGUGUAAACUGGUUGGGAGGCAUCGGGAUCACCAGGUGGCUGCCUUAAGUGAACGCUAUGACAAAUUAAAGCAAAAUUUGGAAAGCAAUCUCACCAACCUUAUCAAGAGAAAUACUGAACUGGAAACACUUUUGGCUAAAUUAAUUCAAACUUGCCAACAUGUUGAGGUGAAUGCGUCCCGACAAGAAACAAAGCUGAUGGAAGAAUGUGAUCUGCUUAUUGAAAUAAUCCAACAACGACGUCAGAUAAUUGGGACCAAAAUCAAGGAAGGGAAGGUGGUGAGACUGAGAAAACUGGCCCAACAAAUAGCUAACUGCAAGCAAUGUAUUGAGCGUUCCACCUCUCUGAUCUCACAAGCCGAGCAGUCUCUGAAGGAGAAUGAUCAUGCACGCUUCCUGCAGUCUGCUAAAAACAUAACAGAAAGAGUCGCCAUGGCAACUGCAUCCUCCCAGGUUCUAAUUCCUGAAAUUAAUCUUAAUGAUACGUUUGACACCUUUGCUCUAGAUUUUACCAGAGAAAAGAAACUACUGGAAUGCCUUGAUUAUCUAACAGCUCCAAAUCCUCCAACAAUUAGAGAAGAGCUCUGUACAGCUUCUUAUGACACAAUCACAGUACACUGGACUUCAGAUGACGAAUUCAGUGUGGUUUCCUAUGAACUGCAAUAUACCAUCUUCACUGGUCAAGCCAACGUAGUUAGUCUGUGUAAUUCAGCCGACAGCUGGAUGAUUGUUCCAAAUAUUAAACAAAACCACUACACGGUGCACGGGCUGCAGAGUGGCACCAAGUACAUCUUUGUUGUGAAGGCCAUUAAUCAGGCUGGCAGCCGAAACAGUGAGCCUGGGAAACUAAAGACAAAUAGCCAGCCAUUCAAACUGGAUCCCAAGUCUGCUCACAGAAAACUAAAGGUAUCUCAUGACAAUUUGACAGUGGAGCGUGAUGAAACCUCUUCUAAAAAGAGCCACACACCUGAGCGUUUUACCAGCCAAGGGAGCUAUGGAGUUGCUGGCAAUGUGUUUAUUGACAGUGGACGGCAUUACUGGGAAGUGGUUAUAAGUGGGAGUACAUGGUAUGCAAUUGGUAUUUCUUAUAAGUCAGCACCAAAACAUGAGUGGAUUGGAAAGAAUUCUGCCUCUUGGGUUAUUUGUCGUUGUAAUAAUACAUGGGUUGUAAGGCACAACAGCAAAGAAAUUCCAAUAGAGCCUGCACCCCAUCUUCGCCGUGUCGGCAUUUUGUUGGACUACGACAAUGGUUCCUUGGCCUUUUAUGAUGCUUUGAACUCUCUACACCUUUACACUUUUGACAUUACAUUUGCACAGCCUGUGUGUCCAACGUUCACUGUCUGGAAUAAGUGUUUGACAAUUAUAACGGGCCUUCCUAUCCCAGACCAUUUAGAAUCUACUGAGCAGAUGCCCUGAUCGUUGCUGAAGAGAAAUGGGUGGUUGAAUGACCAAUGGACCUCACAUACAAGUCUCGCUGAAACUUGACUGGGAGAGGGGGGAAAAAAGAAAUACUUUGAUACAAACAUAUCCCUCAUGCUUCAAGCCAGGACUGAUAAUGGGAUUGUCUCUUCAAUCUUUACUGUUUGUUUUGUAUUAAAAGCAAGAUAUGGCUUUAAUAAUUUCUCAAAAUGUUUUUGUAUUUAGUCUCUUACAGGAAAAUUUAUUAAUUAUUUAUAAAAAGAAAAGAAACCCUGAUUUGGAUCUUUGCAUUUAGACACUUCAUAAGAAUUACUUGUUUUUGCACAUGAAGGGCUCUGUCACAAAGAUUUUAUUAGCUGUUGGCCAUGUUUUGAUUUUAUAAUAGAGAAAGCAAACUGGAAUUCUUUGAAAGGAGAAUGCAGCACUAAUGCUUCAAUUUCCUUCCCUUUUUCACUUCUUCAACUUUUGCAUUCAGGAAUGUACACAUACAAAAUAAAGAAACAAUUAAAACAUAAAGUUUAACCCAAUAGCAAACGUAAGAAGAACUGUGAAUAACUGCUGUUCACAAGUAUUGACCUCACACACCAAGAAAUGGUUUUUCAGAAAUGUCAAUGGCUAAAUCACCUAGUGGUCAGUUGGUCAAUUUUAUUGAUACCAGUUUUCCUGUCUACUGAUGGGUCACUUGUAAGGAUAUGUGUUUGAUAUUUUCUUCUCAGAAAGUCAUCAGUACUGCAACAGAUCAGGCAAGAUAGGUUUGAUUGAGUUUAUGUAUAAGUACCUCCGAUGGUACUUCAGAGGAAAUCGGUGAUAACUCUGCAGGUAGAAAUGUGGGUUCUCAUCUUUUAAAAGGUACACACAGCACCCACGCUUACAGUGUUAGAGGUGGGCUACGUACAACUAAUUUUAAACGUAAUGUGAGCAUCUUGUUAUAUUAUGUUAUACUGUAUCAAUAAAAAUAGCCAAGGCAUUCGUUUUGUAAACAAACAAAAGGCUGCACUUCAGUGUAUCAUUGUGUUGGGUAUUGAAGAGCACAAUUUACUGGAAUAGCCUCCAUUGUGAACCACGCUGA